Molecule: messenger RNA, 2960 nt
Organism: Trichogramma pretiosum
Lineage: Eukaryota; Metazoa; Arthropoda; Insecta; Hymenoptera; Trichogrammatidae
Gene: morgue
Exons: 5
Coding region: 814-2466 (550 amino acids)
Molecular function (GO): protein binding
Source: RefSeq, a predicted model, not a curated record
GAUGCCUGGCGGUGGGUAAGGCGAAAAACGCGUGUGUAAUACGACGAUGGUAGUAGCUCGCAGCGAUAAGUACGGUAUCUGCAGUCUGCACAGUACUCGUGCAGUUCAAUUGUUAGGUGCAGGCAGCGUAGCGCAGUCGUCCGGCCGCAUUGACUGUACCACUGCAAACAUAUAAUAUUAUCAUCAUCGCCGCGAGUGACUGUAGCACCCGACACCCAGCGCAGCGCGCGCCAGGCCGCCUAUAACAAUAACAACUUUGUGUCAGUGUGUAUAGAGUGGUGUUCUAUACAUGUAUAUAUGCGAGCCGUGUUUUGCACUGACUACUGCACACAGACCAGUGACCACGGGAAUACGUAUGCGUACUUACUUACGAGUUACGAUACACACAUUCGCGAGUAGUAGAGCUCUCAAAAUGUCUCAACGCAUAUAGGAGGCAUACACUCACACAUAUUGACUUGCAAGUUACACAUGAUAUUCGCGCACAAGUAUGUAGUCUCUGCGCCCGUUGUGUGCAAUUGAGCGUGUGUACAUUAAUACGAGUCGUUCGGUAAAACUGCUAAAGGCACACAUAUAUUCGUGUGCAGCUUUCGUUGUUAUAGUGUCGUGCGUGCAUGAGGAGUCGUGAGAUCAUAUUAUUAUAGCAAUGUGAGCGACGACAUCGCGGCGGCAACGAACGACGACGACGACGACAACGACGUCGAGAGGCGCACAUAGCACACGACCAGAGAGAGCAACUCGCGAUUAUAGAUAUACAGAAGUACUUGCUAACACUGCAUAUCGCUCGCGCGAUUAUUAUAUAUAUCCUGUGUCAACAUGGCCAUGGCCGAAGACAACGUCUGCCGUGCCAAUUAUCUUGACAAUGGUAACAACGAUCAAGUGAUCGAACGCCCGGACGAGUCGAACCUCGUGUCCGACCUCGAGGACGACGACGACGACGAGCAGCUCGAGGGUGCAGUCGCCCUCGUCAAUCCCCAGUUCCUGCUCUGUCCGGAGUUUGAAUUCUCGACCAGUGCGUGUUACGUCUGUAAUGGUUUCUACGGGCCAUGCUUCGACGAGCCAGUUUGCGCGACUUGCCAUGCUUUCCUGUUUCCCGAUGACAUUGGAUUACUCAACGUGCCGAUUUUCAGUGAGAAAACCGAUGACGAAGAUUCAGGCAAUGACGAACCUGUGGAUCUUUAUUUCAACAAUGAUCAGAGAACAAGUCGCACAGAUUAUUCACGAAAUUCUUCUCAAGAAUCUACUCCACUAGUCUCGAGUCCAUCAAAUUCUCCUGUACAGAAUUUAGGCGCUCAUUACUUUCUUCAACACUUUAAUAAUCGUGUUGGAGAAAGAUUGGAUGAUCGCCAAAAUGCUUUACCUGUCAAUAAUGAUGAUGCUGCAAAUCACUUGGAUCACAUCGAUGACAACCUUGAACAAGAUAAUCAUCAAGAUAUGAACUUGAAUCUUCUUCAGAUAAGGCAAGAUUUUGAAAAUAAUCAGCAACUCGAUGUUCUGGAAGAUGACUUUCAAAGUCCUGAAGAUGAAUCUUUGCCUAACGAUGAACCAGAUCAAGAAAAUCAUGGAUUAUACCAACCUGCUAGAAACUGUCAGGUAUUUGCAGAAAAGGGAGAGCCAUCUCGUCUUUGGAAUUUAUCAAAUAGACUGGAUAUGUUGACGAAUUAUAAAGAUCAUGAGCAUUAUAAAGGACUAAAUGAGCAAGGCUUAGUGAAUAGGCUACCACCAGAAGUUCUUUUAGCUAUUUUCCGUUAUCUGGAUGAUAUAAGUUUGUGGUGUGUAGCCAAUGUUUGCAGAAGGUGGUUCAAUUUGUUAUCAAAUCACAUGCCACCUGAUUUGUGGGAAAAAUUUGUGAAAAAACGUUGGCCAUUAUUCAAACCAUCCAAUGAAAGUAUUACUAACUGGUACAAAGUCUAUGAUAGGCUUGCAGCAUCAGCUCCAUGUAAAACUUGUUUGUCACAAAUAUCUUUAUAUUGUUUAAGACCUUUCAGAGGUGAAGAAAACUCUUGGCGAGGCAACAGAUUGCGUAUUGAACUGAGAGGUUUAAGGAACGACCCUCCAGAGGGUAUACAAGCAACUCCUCUAGAUCAGAAUUGUUGUCAUUGGCAAGCUACUAUUACUGGACCAGCUGGUAGUCCUUAUGAAGGAGGGUUGUUUUAUUUAUAUCUGCAAGUUCCAUUUAGUUACCCAAUGAGACCACCAGUUGUACGAUUUUUAACCAAAAUUCUCCAUCCAAAUGUAUCAAGACAUGGAGAUGUUGGUAUUGAUUCUAUACACCAUAAUUGGUCAUUAGCAUUGACAAUAUCAAAGGUCUUAAUUAGUGUCCAAAGUUUGCUUACAGAUCCUUAUUGUCAGGUGUGCAUGGAACCAGAAUUAGGAGAAAUGUAUAUGAAUGAUAGAACUAGGUUUGAACAAAUAGCUCGUGCAUGGACAAGGAGAUAUGCUACGCAUAGUAGCGCUGAGCUUUCCUAGUUUUUGAAAAAGAUAUUGUUUGUUUGUACAUUGUGGCAUGCAUGAAUGAAUGCAAAUUUUACAAUUGAUAAAAUGAAUUGUUUACACAUGGAGAAUACAAUAUUUUAUCACUAUUAGAUAUUUUUAGUAAUAUUCAAUUUAACACAUUGGUUUGAUUUGAUCUAAAUGUGUCUUAAUAUUUUAAUUGAAUCAAGUGAUACGCGUGCUACAAUGAUUGUUUAAAAAAAACAAGUUUUCGUUUGUUUUUGUAUUGUUGUUAUUUUAAAGAAAUAUCUAAGGAUACCAUGGAAAUAUCUUCUACAACAGUUUAAAUCAAAAUUAUCACUUCUUUUUUUUGAUUUCAUACAUGUAAAUAGAUAUUUUUUCAAAUAUAUCUUUAUCUCGAAUUUCUAAUGCUUAAGAAAAAUAUUUUGUAUAUACAUAUGUCUUUUCUCAUAUUUUGAGAUUACUUGUAUUUUCUUAAGGAUAUUUUAUAAAAAUAAUAUGAAAUUAAA